AUGAAUCGCUUUCGAAAGAGCAAGAAACGUGGCGAUGGGCCUGAACCAUCAGACGUCCCUCCGGUCCCUAUAUUCUCCAAGCAGUUCUUCAAGAAGAAACCCGAGCCAGAACAGCCGCCGAAGAUAGACCUGUCAACGGCACUUCCUACAGAUAAUGACUUCCGGACCAGUCUGCUGAUGCCCAAUCUAUCGGCGAGAUUCAGCAUGCUGCGCGAACAAGAUGAUCCCAACUCGAAAAUCGGAAAGGCCAACGAUGACAGCGUUUUAUUCCCAAAGCGGGCGUCUAGAUUGAACUUAUUUGCCAAUUCGCAGCUGGCCGACAUCACUGAAGUUGGGUCUUUACACGGAUCUGACCGACCCUCCCUCAACAUUGGUCGGUCCUCCUAUGCAUCUGGCUCGACGGAUGACGAUUGCCAUACCCCAUCAAGCAUCAUGACUAGAUCGAGGCCGGUUGAAGGCAAUACGCUUUUUGGAGGGCGUCAAAAGGUUUACAAGAUACCAAAUACCCGGAGUGAGCCUGCUUCAGAGAAUGAGGGUGGAUCAGAAGGAGGUCCGCGGAGUCCGACUAUGGGAGGGAAACAGCUAUAUCAGAAUGAUAUUGGAUCUAUAUUUCAACGACCAAAGGAUGAUGACGACUCGAAGUCGGAGCCAGAUCUGCGUCCAGAGUCUACAACUCUGGUAUCUCUUCCGUCUAAUAGACAGGCCGAGCCAUCCUCAUUUUUUGUUUCUGAAAACAGAAAUUCUGCUUCCACGACUUCGGCCAAUUCUCAGGGCCCUACAUCUAGACAGGGGUCGGUGACUGCUGAAACUUCUACGAGAAGCGCCCAGAAUUCGGCUGGAAUGAACCUUGAAAGAAACCCUACAAAAUCACGACGAUUGUACGACCGUGGUUUGGAGCUUCAGAACCAGCCUUCUGCACUUUCAAGGUUGGAGAGCAUCAGCCGCCAGCGAGCCAUUGCAAGUGACAACGGUCUCAUCAAACGAUCCUUGUCUAAAAGUGCUGUCAAUCUCAACGAAAGAUAUCAGAAACUCUCUCCAGUCUAUUCUUCCUCAUCGUUUAGACCAACCAGCCCUCCGCCGUCAUCAACUUCCUCUGUUGUAGGGAACUCAGAACCCAAGAGGUUAUCGCCUGUCAGCACAACCAACUCAGCCCAGGGACUCGCAAUGGGAUCUCCACUAAGCCCUCCCGCGAGCGAGACAGAAGAAGGAUCUGCAUUCGCAGCUGCAAUUCAACCAGAGGACCGAGGGAAAGCCACAGCCACAGGCUUAUUCAAUAAGCCUCUCUCGAAGUAUGAUGAAAGCCAAUUUUCUCAACGCCAGAUUCAGAUCCAUGAGAAUAGGAGCAACUCAUCAUUGCAACGACCAGGCUUGCCUCGAGGAGGCUCUGACGUUACAGAUUCUAGACGACCAAGGGACAUAUCUAUUACUAGUCAUCAAUCGAAACCAGAAUCCCCAGGAUUGUCUACUAGUCAGAACUCCCCGCUCUCAACGACCCAUAGCAUAGAUUUCCGCCCAGCACCUGCGCAAUCCGAGAAACCACGACUUCCGAUUAACCCUUCCACGUUUUUGGCAGACUUCAGUGGAAGCGACUCGGGAAGUGAGGUAGAAGAAGAUGUAUCGAAUGCUCGUGUCUCUCCUCUUUUCCAUCCUCAUGAAAGUGUUGGGUCUCCUCUAAAGGUUAGCAUGGAAUCUGGUGACUCUGUUACUCCGGUUUCUUCUAACAAACCAUCUCAUCCUGCCCUUGGAGAAUUCUAUUCGGAAUCCCGAGACUUAAACACAAUCAAGGAGGAUGAACCUGUUGCCGACCCCAUUCCAACUGUUCAAGAACCACCCCAACAAAUAGAAUCUGAAUCGCCUGUUCUAGGUCCAACUGGACUAAGUAGUCUGGUUCGGGCUCACCUAAGGCAGGAUAGUGACAAGUCCACAAUAUACCCUCCACCGUCACCAAUCUCCAUGGAUCGGCUGCCAGAAAAUUCUCACCCAAGUAACCCUCAUGUCCAUGGAACGAGAUCCUCAGACCUUGCGGUUAGCAUUCAUAGCAACCCAUGGGAAUAUGAUGACUGGGCUAGGCCGACUUACCACCCUGCUGAGCCUGCCGAACGUUUCAGUCAGCCGGAAUCAGAUUUUUCAAGCAUGUCUUUACGUGCAAAACAAAUGCUCGGCCAAGCAACCGCUCUUAGCAAUAAGGGCAACGAGAAAGAAAGAAACACUAACACCGAAAAUCAGGAAGAGCGAGCCCCCGCUACCUCCGUCCCUACCCCUCCUAAACCAUCCCCUACCGCUUCCCAGCCCUCUUGGGAAGAAGAUAUUAAGUUCGGUCAUCGUCGCGGCGGAAGCACAGAAACCCAGAUGGAAAGGGAAGAGUUCGCUAAUGAGUUAGCUGAAAGGCGGCGGAAAGUUCAGGAAAAGCUCAGGAAUUUUGCAGAGAAUGAAAGCAGAUCUACCAGCCCGGCAUCCAGUUAUCGUUUCCCAGACAAUGGAAACAGUACUCAAAACCCCAGCAAGGCUGGCAAUGCCUUUGCAAUUCUCAAGGCCAAAACGUCCAGAAACCAGAACAACCAAUCAAAACAGGAUCACCCAUUGGCUAAGUCGUCGAAACUCCUAGGGUUGGACAAGCCACAUUUCAACUCUUCAGCUCCGAAUCUGCAGCAGAGCAAUGAUAUGUGGCGGGAGGAGGAUGAAAGGAUGAGGCGUUUGGUCCGAAAAUCUAGAGCCGAAUCGCCAAUGGGAGGGAAUCGGCAAAUUGGCUUGGGACGGCAACCUCAGCCCCCGCAAUCAACCACUCCCCAAUCACGCCGGAGUGAGGAAGAUACUAGGAAUUCUACUCGGGAUAGUGCGUCAUCAACCUGGAGGAGUGGACCUAGGGAUAGAUCUGACUCCGAUACCUCUGGCCGUUCAAAGAGUAGGCCUAGAUACCGUGAAGAUCUGGGAGCUGUUAGAGAAAGCGCUGAGCAGCCACGGAUGGGUAGGCCAUCUAUCGAAGACAAGGCAUCUAGGAGCUCAUCAAGCCGGCCUUCUACGGAGUCGACCGACCGUAGAACAAGAGAUCGCUCGGCAUCUACAGGUAGAUAUAGGAGUAACUCUCGAUCAGUGGCUCCGAACUACAUUGACCUCCAAUCUCUCCCUGGGCCAAGUCCUACGCUUCAGCAUCCUGCUAUGACGCAUUCGUCGAGACCGUCUCCUUCCCCGAACUCCCACCCCUACUCAACUAAUGCUACUCCUCCUAUACUUGAAACCUCAUCCGCAUCAUCUACCCCAGCUGCGGGAGGAUAUGGGGGACCCCCCAUGCAAUACCCCCUCCCACAGCGAAACCCUCCUGUUCCUGGCUCCGUUGCCACACAACAGAGUUUAGGUUCCCAUAAGAGAGUGGUAGACAAGUCCCAAAUAUCCGAGCCUACUUUCGUUUCAACUACAUCAAAUGUUCCCACCGUUGGAUUGCCUGCAGGAGCUAGCCUCGCCAAUGGAGCUCCUACACCUCCAAUUCCUCCGAUGAACCCCCGGAGAAGGCGGCAGACAACCACACACAACAUCCUUGGCGCAUUCAAGGGAUCCUCGCCUUCUGAUAGAUCUGAUCAAUAUCAUCACCACAGUCCUAAGCAUCACAACCAGAAUCACCCUAAUUCAUCUCGGAGAUCAGAGGAACACAGCACGUUUUCAGACGAUGAGAAACGUCCUCGGGCUCGGCAGAGACUCAGAAAGAUUUCAAGCGAAGGAGGGAACCUUAACGCUAAGGCUAGACAUCAUUUAAUGAAUGGGAACCAGCCAGCCUUACCACCUCCCCCAAGACAUAACCGAGUCGAGGGUCUACUGUGA
Messenger RNA from Trichophyton benhamiae CBS 112371, 3813 nucleotides. RefSeq lists its product as uncharacterized. The transcript has a single exon. The record is from RefSeq and is a predicted model, not a curated record. Lineage: Eukaryota; Fungi; Ascomycota; Eurotiomycetes; Onygenales; Arthrodermataceae. Bases 1 to 3813 code for a protein of 1270 amino acids.